AACUGCCCCCAGCACUGAGAACUGGCUCAACGGGUCUCAAGGUUCUUAGGCCACCUGCAUAGGGGACCAGCAGCUGCUUAACCUCCGGUUUUUCUCCCUCCGUCCAUAUCUUUCAUCUGUUUCAGGGUUCAUCAGCUCCCCCAGAACUUGCCUCGUGAGUUUUCCUCAAGAGUUGAUCCCUUCGGGACUGUAUCUUCUGUCUCCACCCCUGUAUGGCCAGGCAGCUUUGCCUUCAGUUUGCUUGGUCCAUUUCUGUUUUCCCCCAGGCCUUGCUGUUUCAGAGCUAAAGCAGCUUCCAUUGUAUUAAAACUCAGUCUCUCUCCCACAAUACGCAUCAGGAAAUAGGCACAAUCAGAAGUGGUAACAGAAUCAAUGUUGUCAAACUAGAAAUCUCAACGCCCCACUAGACAUUUCCAUGUCUGGAGCUAUUUUUCAGGGGUUACAGGAAAGGGGAGUCCCUCAUGACUAAUUCCCAGAAUGGCAGCAGCACACUCAGCCCUACCUGCUUCCUACCCCCAGGAGGCCCCAAAUCCCCUCUGAAAGGGUAUGGUUCAGGUGUCAGCAUAGCCACCUACAAGACCGGGGUGGGGUAGAGAGGGUAUGGAAGGUUUAGAUCAGAUGUCCUGAGUGAAGCAGGACCAGAUUAUCCCCAACACAAAAUAGCUGGGAAGUAGCUACCAUAGACAGUCCCGUUUUGAAUUAGGCCAGCCCCAGGCAUGAACAAAGACAGUCCACAGCCCUGGAUUAGUCAUGGAACUGAAGAGAAGACAGCACAAGGGCUGUGCCUGGCUGGGAGUCUGGAGUUUCCAGUUUGGUGUGAGGCAGGGGAGGGGCCUCCACACAGGGGGCGUGCAGGAGGCUGGGGCAGGGCCCCAGUCAGCUAUGCAAGGCUGCGUAAGCAGAGGCAGCACCAAACAGGACCCAACAGCCUCCUGAAACUUGGGGAGUGGACACCGCGGCUUUGACCACCCAAGGCACCACUCCUGUUCUAAAGCUUGUAACUCCAUUUGUCAUCUGAGGCCUCUGCUUAGCCUGUACCCCAAGGAUGGAACUACUAAUAGGAGUAAAAAUUGGCUGCCUAUUUGCCCUGCUGGCUCUCACUCUCGUCUGUGGCCUUAUUCCCAUCUGCUUCAAAUGGUUCCAGAUUGAGGCAGCCACAGGUAUAGCCCUCUUGCAUCUUUGGCCCCAUAACCUAAGUCUGACUUCAACCCUGUCACCCUAUCCUGACACCUUGCUCUGAUUCUCUUGCCACCCCAAGCUUGGAUGUUGGGUGCUGCCUCUUGCUCUUUAGUCGCCUGUGUCCAUCUCAGUGACUCAUUGCCUGCUGCAUUGUCACUCUUGCUUUUCAUUAGGUCAUCACCGCCAGGUCCUCAGCCUCCUGGGCUGCAUUUCUGCUGGUGUUUUCCUGGGCGCGGGGCUCAUGCACAUGACUGCUGAGGCCCUGGAGGGAAUUGAAUCGGAGAUCCAGAAGUUCAUGAUGCAGAACAGGACAGAGAGUGAGGGUUAUUCCUCUGGUGAUGCUAAUUCAGCUUAUACAGACUAUCCCUACGGAGAGCUCGUCAUCUCCCUGGGUUUCUUCCUCAUCUUCCUUUUGGAGUCGCUGGCAUUGCAGGGCUGUCGUGGAGCCGAUGGAGGAUCAAAAGUGCAGGAGGAGGAGAUGGGUGGGGCUCGUGUCCUUGGACUCCACAGUCACGGACCUCCACCCUCACCCUCGAGGAGUCCCUUUCGAGCCCUCGUCCUCCUGCUCUCACUCUCCUUCCACUCAGUGUUUGAAGGCCUGGCCGUGGGACUGCAGACAACAGUAGCAGCCACCGUGCAGCUCUGUCUUGCUGUCCUGGCUCACAAGGGACUCAUAGUGUUUGGGGUAGGACUGCGGCUGGUGCAGAGAGGCACUGGAUCACGAUGGGCUGUUUUCUCCAUACUGUCAUUUGCUCUCAUGUCCCCCCUGGGCCUCGCCCUGGGGCUGGCUGUGGUUGGACGGGAUGCUGAAGGGGGCCGAGGCUUAGCCCAGGCUGUGUUAGAGGGUGUGGCAGCUGGCACCUUCUUAUAUGUCACCUUCCUAGAAAUUCUGCCCCGGGAGCUAGCUGGUCCUGAGGGCCCUCUGCUCAAGUGGGGCUGUGUAGCUGCUGGCUUUGCCUUCAUGGCCUUCAUUGCUUUGUGGGCCUGAGAGAUUCCUGACUUUCCCGCAGACCCAUCUAGAAGGGUGUCCCCACCACCAGCAGACACCCCCAGAUGGCUUUGGCCCUCAGACAUUUCUUUGCUGAGACUAAGCAGCAUUCACUAGGCAUCAUCCGCAUGAACUGGAUCCCAGGUUUUCCUCAUGAGAUGCCUCUGCUCAUCCAGUACUGGGAACAGGAUGUGUAUGUUUGGCUGAGUGCUUAUUAUCUGGGGAAUUGGUACAAAGACCACCACUCCAAAUUUGACUCUUGUUCCAUUUUUGCUGCUAUGUGUAAUAAAAUGUCCAUUUUCCC
This is a messenger RNA of Phyllostomus hastatus (greater spear-nosed bat), 2471 nucleotides long. RefSeq names its product solute carrier family 39 member 2 (gene SLC39A2). Gene Ontology annotation, biological process: zinc ion transmembrane transport. Gene Ontology annotation, cellular component: plasma membrane. The record is from RefSeq and is a predicted model, not a curated record. Lineage: Eukaryota; Metazoa; Chordata; Mammalia; Chiroptera; Phyllostomidae. Gene Ontology annotation, molecular function: zinc ion transmembrane transporter activity. Bases 1421 to 2167 code for a protein of 248 amino acids. The transcript has 3 exons.